AUGGGUCCCUGUACGGCCUCCCAUUGCUGCUGUCUCCAUCGCCACACUCUGCCAUGUGCCACUUUCAGGUCUCCUCACACUCCUGUGGUUUCCAUUUUGUCAUAGGUUGCUGUAUGGCCUCCCAUUGCUGCUGCCUCCACCGCCCACACUGUGGCUCCAAACAUGGUUUUGGCCCCGUGACUGGCCAAUGAGUGAAGUGUGCGGUGAUUCUAAGAUCGACGGCACUCAUCUGCAUGUCAUACUGAGUGACAGUAUUAUUUCUCUUCCCCAGCAGACUCCCAAGGGCAUUUAAAUUAAAUGGUACAGUGUUCUGCACUAAUAUUA
Messenger RNA from Staurois parvus, 324 nucleotides. The record is from the annotation of a GenBank genome assembly. Lineage: Eukaryota; Metazoa; Chordata; Amphibia; Anura; Ranidae.